UCGGUUCCCGCUAUUUCCCGAUCUCUAUAUUCGCCCUCGGACUUUGUUCACCUUUCCUUUUCGUCUCCAGACGGUAGUAUCUCCCCGGCGAACCGUCUCUCUCGCCGGCGAUCGCUCCCGAUAGGAUCUGAUAUUGAUUUUGAGAAGGAAUCGAUUCUAGGGUUUCGUGAAGAUGCCGGCCACCGCAGGAAGAGUCCGCAUGCCGGCGAACAAUCGCGUCCACAGCAGCGCGGCGCUUCAGACUCACGGGAUAUGGCAGAGCGCGAUCCGUUACGAUCCCUACGCGCCGACGAGCAAGGAGGAGCCGAAGACGACUCAGGAGAAGUCCGAUGACCCUGAGAACUCCUACAAUAGCUUCCAAGGUCUUCUGGCUCUUGCUCGUAUCACCUGCUCCAACAACGACGAGGCUCGUGGCUCUUGCAAGAAGUGCGGCCGCGUGGGGCACUUGACGUAUCAGUGUAGGAACUUCUUGAGCGCCAAGGAGGAUAAGGAGAGGGAUGGGGGUGAGGUUGAAGCUGCUGUUGCGGCGGGGCUGGAGAAGGUCAGGAGAUGUGUUGGUAAGGGGGAGGUUGAGGAUGUGAGUAGUGAGGAGGAGGAGGAGAGUGAGAGUGAGGAUUCUGAUGUUGAUUCUGAGAUUGAGAAGAUUAUUGCUGAGAGGUAUGGGAAGAAGAAGAAGGGGAGUAGUACUAGUGUUAAGAAGAAGAAGAAGCGGGACGAGUCUGAGUCUGAUUCGGGAGGUGGGAAGAGAGUGAGGAGGUUGAAGAAGCGGAGGACGCAUAAGAGGAGGAGUGGGAGUGAGUCUGAGGACGAGGGAAAAGGAAGGAGUAAGAGGAGGGGGAGGAAGAGAGGUGAUGAUUCUAAUGAGUCUUCUGAUGAAGAUGAUGAUCGGAGACGGGUUAAGAGAAAGAGUAGAAGGGAGAAGAGGAGAAGGAGAAGCAGGCGUAGUGGUUCUGAUGAUUCUGAUUCAUCUGAGGAUGAUGGAAGAGGUAGAAGGCAGAAGCGUAGGAGCAAACUGGCGGCUUCUUCUGACUCCGAUGUUUCUGGUGAUGACAGAACACGCGUUGGAAGGGGUUCCUCUAAGCGGUCUGAUGAGAAGAAGAGCAGGAAACGUCAUCGCAGGAGGAAAGACUGAAGUAAAAGAUCGAUCAUGUUCUGCCAUUUCACAUGCCUCUCUUCCAUCUCUCUCUCUCGUAUGUACAAUGUUUAAUAAUGAAACCUGCCUCUGGGAUUUGAUUUUUGUUGGGACUCAUGUGGUCUGCUCGUUUUAAGAAUGUAUUAUUGAGAUACUCCUGUUAAUUGUGUGCGAGUCUUUUGACUCUUUACUGCUUCAGAGAUCUAUAUAAUAUUUGAUUA
Molecule: messenger RNA, 1353 nt
Organism: Brassica oleracea var. oleracea
Lineage: Eukaryota; Viridiplantae; Streptophyta; Magnoliopsida; Brassicales; Brassicaceae
Product: CAX-interacting protein 4-like
Exons: 2
Coding region: 173-1132 (319 amino acids)
Molecular function (GO): nucleic acid binding; zinc ion binding
Source: RefSeq, a predicted model, not a curated record